Messenger RNA from Oncorhynchus nerka (sockeye salmon), 592 nucleotides. Its product is annotated as olfactory receptor 14J1-like. Lineage: Eukaryota; Metazoa; Chordata; Actinopteri; Salmoniformes; Salmonidae. Gene Ontology annotation, molecular function: olfactory receptor activity; odorant binding; G protein-coupled receptor activity. Gene Ontology annotation, cellular component: membrane. Gene Ontology annotation, biological process: detection of chemical stimulus involved in sensory perception of smell; G protein-coupled receptor signaling pathway. The record is from RefSeq and is a predicted model, not a curated record.
AUGUCUCUUAUCACAUACCUUCUCAUCAUCACUGUGAAUCUGACUCUGAUCAUAACAAUCAUUCAGGAGAAAGGUCUCCAUGAGCCCAUGUAUAUAUUUCUGUGUAGUCUAUGUAUCAAUGGAUUGUAUGGAACUGCUGGUUUUCUACCCCAAGUUCUUACUGACCUUCAGUCAGAUGUUCAGGUGAUAUCUUAUAGUGGAUGUUUGAUUCAAACCUUUGUAAUAUACACAUCUGUCAUGUGUGAAAUGUCUAUUCUAACAGUGAUGUCUUACGACAGGUGUGCGAUAUGCAGACCACUACUAUAUCAUACCAUUGUGACAUCUUUAACUUGUCAGAUUGUCAGGACUUGUGUAAAGUCAGCUAAGGGAAGGAUUAAGUUCACACAGACUUGUGUGCCACAUUUAAUAACAAUAUUUAUGUUCAUCACAGUGACCCUGUUUGACAAUUUGCAAGGAUGGAAUAGUAAUGUAAAUAUUACACUAAAUAUGCGUAAUGCAAUGGCCGUACAAUUCCUUGUUAUACCACCUGUCUUUAACCCUGUCAUAUAUGGACUUAACCUCCAGCAGAUUCGAAGGGCAGUUUUUAGAAAGU